GGAUCAGGAGUAGACUAAGUCAAACUUCCAGCGGCUGGAGAUUUGUGCGCAACCUUUGAAGGAUCCAAGUCGUCAAGACCAGGGGAUGGAAACAUGGGAUCUAAUCUCAGUAGAGCCGAAAUGAGUCUAGUACACUAAUAAAACAGGUGUCUGUGGUGAUGUUGCCAUGUGCCAGCUGCCAUCUGCUCUUAUCCUUCUUUAUUCAGGACUGAUGUCCAGAUGGUGUGCCCCUCCAUGUGUGGUCCAGUUCAGCUCUCCCUGACCGUUUCAUGGGCCACAAACCGACCCAAGCAUCCACGGCCACUGCUUGACUCAACCCCACCGCGCACCACCCUUAACCCCUCACCCCUAACCUCCACCCUCAGCCCCCCACCUCCCUCUGCCUCACUCUCUGUCAAGCCUCUCCUCACAUUUUGACAAUCCUUGCCCUCCUUGAGCCCAACAUGGUGGCCAGCAUUCCCGCUCUAAUCUUCGUCAUGAUGUUUCGAGGCGUCUUGCUCUCUGUCGGAGACCCGCCUCAGUCCCGCCGGGAGAUCCGCAUCGAGGGAGAUCUGGUGCUCGGUGGUCUGUUCCCGGUGCACGAGAAAGGUGCUGGGAUGGAGGAGUGUGGGCGUGUGAACGAGGACAGAGGGAUCCAGAGGCUGGAGGCCAUGCUGUUUGCCAUUGACAGAAUCAAUAAGGACAGCACUUUGUUGCCUGGGGUGUCCCUCGGGGUCCACAUCCUGGACACCUGCUCCAGAGAUACCUAUGCACUGGAGCAGGCUCUGGAGUUUGUAAGAGCCUCCCUCACCAAGGUGGACGACACAGAGUUCAUCUGUCCAGACGGAUCUUACGCUCUGCAGGACGACAGCCCGCUUGCAAUCGCUGGAGUCAUAGGUGGAUCCUUCAGCAGCGUCUCCAUACAGGUUGCCAAUCUUCUCAGGCUCUUUCAGAUUCCUCAGAUAAGCUACGCUUCAACCAGUGCCAAGCUCAGUGAUAAGACCCGCUAUGAUUACUUCGCCCGCACGGUGCCCCCUGACUUCUACCAGGCCAAAGCUAUGGCCGAGAUCCUCCGGUUCUUCAACUGGACAUACGUGUCCACUGUGGCGUCGGAGGGGGAUUACGGCGAAACCGGUAUAGAGGCCUUCGAACAAGAGGCACGCAUGAGGAACAUCUGUAUCGCCACAUCAGAGAAAGUGGGACGUUCAAACGCUAAGAAGUCUUAUGAAGCUGUGAUCCGUCAGCUCCUCCAGAAACCCAAUGCCCGUGUGGCCGUCCUCUUCCUGCGCAGCGAUGAUGCCAGAGAGCUGCUGGCAGCUGCUGCUAGGCUUAACACCUCCUUCAUCUGGGUGGCCAGCGAUGGCUGGGGUGCACAGGAAAGCAUUACCAAGGGAAACGAGGUCACCGCUGAAGGCGCCAUCACACUGGAACUGGCAGCCAAUCCCGUGCCAGAAUUCAACCGCUACUUUCUCAGCUUGAACCCGGUCAAAAACCAUCGAAAUCCCUGGUACAGGGAAUUCUGGGAGCAGCGGUUCCAGUGCUCCUUAGGUGGUGGAGGGACAGGAGGAGUGGGAGGCGUUGGAAUGGGAGAGACGUCUCUCCCACUGUGUGACCUGGACUUGUCAAUGGACAAGAAUAGCUUUGAACCAGAGUCCAAGAUCAUGUUUGUGGUUAACGCGGUGUACGCCAUGGCUCAUGCCCUCCAUGAAAUGCAACGGAGCCUGUGCUUCAACACCACCAAGCUGUGCGAUAGCAUGAAGGCACUGGAUGGGCGCAGACUCUACAGGGAUUACAUCCUUAAUGUCAGCUUCACAGCCCCUUUCGCUCCCCCAGGCGUUGAGACAGUAGUGAAGUUUGAUUCCCAGGGGGACGGCAUGGGCCGUUACAACAUCUUCAGCUACCAGCGCAUUGCCGAUCGUUACAGUUACGUGCCAGUAGGUGAAUGGGCAGAGAGUCUGAGUCUGAGCAGCGACCUGAUCCGCUGGCCCAGAGAAGUGGUGCCCACCUCACAGUGCAGUGACCCCUGUGAACGCAAUGAGAUGAAGAAAAUGCAGGCAGGUGAAUACUGCUGCUGGAUCUGCACAGCCUGUGAGCCUCAUGAAUACCUGGCUGAUGAGUUCACCUGCUCGCCCUGUGCUCCUGGUCAGUGGCCCACUCAUGACCUGACGGCCUGUUACGACCUUCCUGAGGACUAUAUCAUGUGGGAGGAUGCCUGGGCCAUUGGUCCAAUUACCAUUGCCUGUGUAGGGUUCAUGUGCACCGGUCUGGUGUUCUGGGUGUUUAUCCGACACAACCACACACCGCUAGUGAAAGCUUCAGGCAGAGAGCUUUGUUACAUCCUUCUCUCGGGAGUCUUCAUGUCCUACGCCAUGACUUUCCUCUUCUUGGCCAAACCUUCUCCUGCCAUCUGUGCCCUGCGGCGCCUCGGCCUGGGUACGUCGUUCGCUGUCUGCUACUCCGCCCUCCUCACCAAAACCAACAGAAUCGCCAGGAUUUUCAAUGGCGUGAAAGACGGAGCGGGAGCAGUGAGGCCACGCUUCAUUAGCCCGUCUUCUCAGGUGUUUAUCUGUCUGAGUUUAAUCUCCGUCCAGUUAGUAAUGGUGUCAGUGUGGCUACUGCUGGAAGUUCCCGGGACACGGCGCUUCACGUUGCCAGAGCGACGACAGACCGUCAUUCUCAAGUGUAACGUACGCGACUCUAGCAUGCUGCUCUCGCUGGGAUAUGACGUGCUCCUGGUCAUCCUGUGUACUGUGUAUGCCUUCAAGACCAGGAAGUGCCCUGAGAACUUCAACGAGGCCAAGUUUAUUGGAUUCACCAUGUACACCACCUGUAUUAUUUGGCUGGCCUUUCUUCCCAUCUUCUAUGUUACAUCCAGCGACUACAGGGUUCAGACCACUACCAUGUGUAUCUCAGUCAGCCUGAGUGGCUUUGUGGUCCUGGGCUGUAUGUUUGCUCCCAAGGUCCAUAUCAUCAUGUUCCAGCCGCAGAAGAAUGUGACUAGCCACAGGCUUAACCUCAAUCGCUUCAGUGUCAGUGGGGCUGCCACCACGUACGCAUCACACGCUUCUGUCAGCGCCCACCACGUCCCAACCGUGUGCAACGGGAGAGAAAUUGUCGACUCCACUACUUCCUCUCUGUGACCACAUCCAGUCCACUCUCUAAAUCUGCCCCUGCGACUGUUAGCCAAUCCAUGAACAUUAUCCCCCUCGACCAUCAUUCCCCGCCUCAUAUACACACACACACACUGAACACACUCAAACAACGCACACAUAUACAUAUGUACGCACACACACAAAUACACGCACAAACAAACAACCUUCCUUGUGGACUAGAACUGUAUUGUUUCAAAAAUGUAGAAAGUGUGUAACUAUAAUUAAAUUAUUUUCUAGGGAUGUACAUACAUGGAAUCGACAUUGUUGUAAGUAGAGAAACAAAAGAACAAAAAAAGUUUUUAGGAGGAAUUUUUGGAGCCUUUGUUUUUGAUAGCUUUGUUAUGAUGCGGUGUAAAUAGACAUGCGCUUAAUCAUAGUAGGAGGGUGUGUGUCCCUCAGUCUGGAUGCACAUUUGUGGCUCUGCUUGCCCUCACCUGCAAUACCCCACAGACUUUUUAUUCUCAUGCUUUUUUGUAGGUCUCAUUGUAAUAACCAAUUAUGUAUGCAUUUCUAUUGUGUAUCUGUACAUUUGUAUAUUAUACUACUGAUGGUUCAAACAGCACAAUGUUGACAGUCUUGUAACCCUAGGAUGAAUGUGCACAAAAAGCAUAAACUGGAGGGUAGAGGACGGCUGUAACAGACAUGUACAAAAAAUCCACCAAACUCGUUACUGUUACACUGUGCCACAACGCAAUUUUCAGUUUGAGAACUCAUCUCUUCACACCUUGAUAGAUUUGCUUUUCAACAGUACAAAGAACCCAUUGUGGCUGUUUUUUUUUGCAGGAAAAUUAUGUUUUGCUUUUGAUAUAAAUGUUCAUUUUUUUUCUAUUUCUAAUCAUGGAAUCCCUUUAUCUGAACGGCCAUAGUUCCAGACAUGUGUUCACCAAGGCAACAGUAUGCUCACUCCCACACUCAAACUGCCUCUUUCUUCCAAGGAUCGCUGUAAUGGAUUGCUAAUAACAACUAAUAGCAGGGCUGAAAAGAUACAGUACAUCAAAUGUGUUUCUUUUGCCUCAAAACUGUCAACACAGACAGUGCUGCGAUAGAUCUGUCAACAGACACAAAUUGGUGUCUUACCCGGUAAUUAUGAAAUCGUGCUCAAAUGACUCAAACACUAAUGGAGGGAAGCUGUCUGCUUUGCUGAGCACAUGUUGAAUUUUUCCAACUUACAGGGGAGUGGUAGCUUCUGUUUUUCGUGCCCCGUAAAUACAGUACGUGGAUGUUUUGAAUAUGGCUAUGUGCCUUAAUGUAGUUUGAUAGGUUAAAAAGAGAUCAGUUUUACAUUACCAGCUGCAGAUCCUUGUUUGGUAAAUGUAAAAGUGACCCCAGCGUAGGGAACAUGUUUCAGGGCAACACAACGCCAGUUAGUUUUAUUCCUUAUCAAGCCUUCUGUCAUUGAUUGUUUACCUGGAGUGAUGAAAACGUGACGAAUCUUUAGGUUGAAAUGGCUUUCUCUACCCCCUAUCCCUCUCCAGUCUGUGAUUAAAAGAAAAACAUGAAAUGGAUGUUUCUGACAGACGCCCAUCACGCUGAUUUCACUUUGCAUUUUUUAUAGCUUAGCGGCUCUAAUAAAGGAAGGAAGGGGGAGAGAAAAAGCUCAUAUACUAUUAAGAUGAAGCCAUUGACUCGUCGACUUAUUGAAGUGUGCGGUUUACAUGUCUGUGUUAAAUGUGUUGAUGUUGAGAGGCACAGUGGAGCAGCUGGCUCCGGCAGUCCCAGAGAGGCUCACGAGAGGAAGCAGAGCACACAAUGUCAGCUGCUGGCAGAUCCCGUCAUCUGACAAAGGGAUGUUAGAGUAGAACUCAUAUGCAGAACAUACAUAACGUUUAUCAAAAACACCCCAUCAAACUCUCUGUUUGUGGCUGGAAAUGAGACACUGGGUGACACUAAUGAGGUGGAGGGGGAUAAAUGACAGAAAUAUGAAUAAAGUUUUUUUUAUAAGAAAGUCUAAAUAGCCUAAAUUAGUGGACUAAUUUAGCACUACGCAUAUUUUAUUUUAAAGAGUGGCCUCUCAUGCCAGAAUGUAUUGCAUUUAGGAUGAUAGUAAAUUAUUAAUAAACUGAUCUUAAUAUAUGCUGUCUAAAAUAAAGUGUGACUGUUAUACUUGAUAUUUCUAACAAAAUAUGUGAUCAGAAUCACUUAUUUGUUUCCCCAGACAAGCAUUUUUAUUGUGCUUUCUCCAUGUUAAAAUUCACACAGCAGAUAAAGGCAGAACUGUUGAACACUC
Epinephelus moara (kelp grouper) is the source of this 5358-nucleotide messenger RNA. It is a transcript of the gene grm3, whose product is annotated as glutamate receptor, metabotropic 3. Bases 444 to 3119 code for a protein of 891 amino acids. Lineage: Eukaryota; Metazoa; Chordata; Actinopteri; Perciformes; Serranidae. Gene Ontology annotation, molecular function: group II metabotropic glutamate receptor activity. The transcript is spliced from 14 exons. Gene Ontology annotation, cellular component: membrane. Gene Ontology annotation, biological process: G protein-coupled glutamate receptor signaling pathway; regulation of synaptic transmission, glutamatergic. The record is from RefSeq and is a predicted model, not a curated record.